Penicillium verhagenii is the source of this 285-nucleotide messenger RNA. RefSeq lists its product as uncharacterized. The transcript has a single exon. Lineage: Eukaryota; Fungi; Ascomycota; Eurotiomycetes; Eurotiales; Aspergillaceae. The record is from RefSeq and is a predicted model, not a curated record. The coding region runs from base 1 to 285 and encodes 94 amino acids.
AUGCCAACGAGCCAACUCCCACAAGCCAAGUCCCACGAGCCAAGUCCCACGAGCCAAGUCCCACAAGCCAACGCCCACAAGCCCACUUCCGCAAGCCGACUUGCGCGUAUCAAUGCCCACAAGACCGACACCCACAAGACCGACACCCACAAAGCCGACUCCCACAAGGCCGACUUCCACAAGGCCGACUCCCACAAGGCCGACUCCCACAAGGCCGACUCCCACAAGGCCGACUCCCACAAGGCCGACUCCCACAAGGCCGACCGAGUCCAGCCAUUGCACUGA